AUGACUGAACAGGUAGAAAGAAAGAAAUCUUAUCGCUGGGUGAGUGCCGGACAGGCAUCCUAUGAUGGAGCUGAUUGGAAUAGUACGGAUGAUUCAUCCGGGGAAGAGGCAACGAACAAGAGUAGUGUGAAAAGAGGCGACACUGUUUCGAAACUCCCUGCGCUACCCAAGCUCAAUUACAAUCAAGAAGAAGACAGCGAGGACGAAAGGGCUGAGGAUGGCAGUCUAAAUGAUAAUGAACGCAAAGAGCAAUUUAGCAUUUCCCAAACGAUAAAACCGCAAUCAUUAGUUGUUGAGGAUCAAGAUGGGAGUCCGAUUACGUGGGAAUCGCCAGGAUUGGGUGCAUCUUUGUCGCGAGAUAGCUCCAAGAGUUCCGUGCAAGUCCGAAGAACACCUGUGAAUGAGGAUUUAGAAAAUUUAAUGGUUCAGAUUGUUAAGGAAAUGACGCCGAAAGUUGGGCAAUCCGAGGAGUUUGGUGAAGAAGAGCAUUCUGGUGAACCCAAAAGCUACUCUGCGGUGAGUUUGGAAAGAGCGUCGUUGAAUAGCUCCCGCUCGGAGGAUGAGCUUCAAGUAUCAAAAGAUGGUUAUUUCUCGAAGUUCAUCCAAAGGAAAGAUGAAGAUGAUUACAUGUCAGACGAUGGUGCAUCUUCUCAUUCUCCAGUUGAAGAAACAUGUCCGACACCUUCCGUCGCAGAAACAAACAACAAGCAAGGAGAGGAUGGCCUAGCUCAUAGCUUUGAUGAGGAAGCUGUUACUGCUCAAGGUGGAAAAGACGAAGAAGUUUCGGCAGUAAUAGAGGACUCUCGUAGCUUACAACCCUCUUCCGACGAAGAUGCGUAUCUUUCAAGUGAAGAAGGGGACGAAGAUGCACUAUCCUACACUGAUUCAAUUAACUACCAGGCUGCCAGGUCUCAGUCAGCCGGAAAGCAGGAUGUAGACAGCGAGGGUGUUAUAAUCCCCCGGGAAGAUGAAGACUCAGAUGGGUUGGAUGAAGAGAUCAGGGUAUCAAAGUCCGGAUAUUUCAAUAAAAUGGUUCAGAGCGAUAGCGAUGCUAGUGCUAAUGAACAAGAUUCGCUUGACGAUGACGACGAAAGGACGAUUCCUGAGACAAUCAACUCUUCUGAUACCAGUCAGAUAGGUAAAGCUGCUAAUGAAGCAAUACCAGCCGCUAGCAGACAAGAUGAGAACGAACCAGAUGAGAAUGAACCAGUGGAGAAUGAAUCAGUAGAGAAUGAAUCAGUAGAGACUAAACCAGCCGAAGAUGAAGAAUCGCGGGCCAGCCAACUGAUUGCAUCGAACCAUCAACAAGGUGGACUCAAAGGCACCGAUGAGGUGACGACUAAUGGACAAAAUAUUGAGGAUGGGGACGAACCAGAGAGAGACGGAUCUGAAAAUGAAGUGGGCGAGACUCCUGAGAAAGAACUUUCAUCAACGCGACAAUCGAUCAAUAUGGGUAAGUGGAAACCUGAUAUGAGUGCUUUCAGAAAUGACUUCGUCCAAGAAACAACUAAUAACCCUCCUCCGGGUUUUGUCUACGACGAAACUGGGAAUUUAGUUGAUCUGACGCCGUCUAGUAUGAAACCACGCGUUGUUUCCACAUAUUCUGAAGUAGAGAGUUCAUGGAAUGCAUUUCCUUCAGAAGGCAACGACGAUCUGGAGACUGUUCGGGACACCAAGACGCUAUAUGACAACAACACAAUUCACAAUGUCCCUGGAAUAAUAGGCAACAAUCAAAAUUUACCGCCGCUGCCAAGUAUUACCUCCGGUGUGAACAGUACUGAGAGUUCCGACGAACCCCGGUCUCUCGGGACGGGCACUUCAACCACCCUGACACUCGACGGCGAAAACCGGCGAGGGCCGUUACAAACCCAUUUCAAAGAGGUUUUCACGGUCCCUGCACCGGAUACCAAGGAUAUAGCGAAAGUUACCGGAGAGAAAACUGUACCGUCAUGGAACAUCAACAAGAUUGUGAGCAGUAAAACAUCUCAUGCUGACAAAAUUGAGCAGCUGAGGGCUUAUUCGAAGCAGCUGAAAGACUAUGACACUGGCAUUCAAACGUGGCUCGGUUACACGUUGAAAUCUUCCUCCAAGACUGACAGGGAUUUCAUAUUCGAUGAGUACAAAGUGAGCACGCAUGUCAGAGAUGCGUAUGCCCAUGCCGACGAAUUGAGUAAGAAGCAUACUGUCAGUAACACAGUAGCCAACGUGAAUCAGAACGUCAGUCACUUAACGAAAAAGGUGUUUGCGCACUCCAAGAAAUCCAGAGGACUCUUUUCCUCGAUAGGAAAGAAAAGAGUUUAA
Torulaspora globosa is the source of this 2301-nucleotide messenger RNA. It is a transcript of the gene FYV8, whose product is annotated as Fyv8p. The coding region runs from base 1 to 2301 and encodes 766 amino acids. The record is from RefSeq and is a predicted model, not a curated record. Lineage: Eukaryota; Fungi; Ascomycota; Saccharomycetes; Saccharomycetales; Saccharomycetaceae. The transcript has a single exon.